Molecule: messenger RNA, 489 nt
Organism: Dovyalis caffra
Lineage: Eukaryota; Viridiplantae; Streptophyta; Magnoliopsida; Malpighiales; Salicaceae
Source: the annotation of a GenBank genome assembly
AUGCUAGCCAUGGCUUCCAGCAACAAAAUUGCUGUUGAAGUUCCCGGUUGGAUUCAAGUUUUCGAGGAUGGAACUGUGGACCGAACUUGGACUGGUCCACCUGAGGUCGGAUUCUUGUUGAAACCUGUCCCACGCCAUGAAAAAUUCGUAGCCGUUCGUGACCAAAUUAUCGAUCCAAACAAUGGUCGUGCUGUCCGAGUCUACAUUUCUGAGACGAACUGCAAUGUCCAAAUUAAAGCUAAGCUACCCUUGAUCCUUCAUCUUCACGGUGGCUGCUAUUGCGUUACCCAACCUGACUGGGCCUUAUACUUGGCUCUAGCUGUUAUUGUCUCGGUCUACCUUAGGCUUGCCCCCGAACAUAUGCUCCCAGUUGCGUUCGAGGAUGCAAAUGCUGCAUUGCCCUGGCUCCGUGCCAAUGCUUGCAGCGAAUUAUCUGAUCAAUGGCUCACGAAUUACGCCGAUUUUACUCAAAGUGUUUUUGGUCGGUGA